Strongylus vulgaris is the source of this 333-nucleotide messenger RNA. Lineage: Eukaryota; Metazoa; Nematoda; Chromadorea; Rhabditida; Strongylidae. The record is from the annotation of a GenBank genome assembly.
ACUAAACUUUGUCAAUUUUUAAGAAAUGAGAACGACAUCACUGGCUACACUCCGUAUGGUGCUAGAGCAAGGGACGAACUCGACGUUGCUGGGGAGUUCUUUUCGCGUGGAGGAAGUGGAAUUGCAAUGUUCUUGUUGAUCCUACCUAAAGAUGGAGGAAAUGCUCUUCGACCGAUGAUUCUCGAUGAAGCAUUGACGGUUGAAGAUAAAAUGUCAACGAACUUCACAAUGUUCAACCCGACAACAAAUCAAAGCGAAACAUAUCGCGAUUUUUGUUUCAGUUUUUGCCAGAUCAAUCAGCCUUUUGUACAGUUUGCUGUAAGUUUAUACUAA